GAUCAACAGGCGCAGCUGCAAUUUUCAUAAACAAGUGAAAAGAAGCUGUUACUUUGGAACAUCUGCGAAACAAUGUCAUCAACAAGUGCUUAUCUGGAAGGUCUCAUCGACGAAUGCGGUGGAUUUUCAAAAUUCCAAUUCAUGCUUUUUUCCGUCGUUAUGAUAAGCAAGUUGAGCCCAACGUGGAGCAUGUUGAUGAUGACAUUUGCUGGAGCAGUUCCCGAUUGGUAUUGCAUGUAUGAGACCUCAAACAGGACUUUUGCGAAUAUAUCAAGUGUAUUCAGGACUUCGUUGAACGACGCAGACUUCUUGAACAGUUCUUUUCAGCAAUGUCAACCGCCAGCAAAUGCUACUGCAGACAAAUGUAUGGAAUUUCGUUUCGAAGACAACAUGAAUACUGUGGUGAAUGAGUGGACAUUGGUAUGCGACAAAGACUCAAUUACCUCGACCAUCAUCACGAUACAGAUGGCCGGACUGCUGAUCAGUGGGGUGACCGCUGGUCAUAUGGCUGAUAUCAUUGGCCGAAAACCAACCUUCUUUUUAUCUCUAGUGAUAAUGAUAAUUUUAAACGUUUGUGAGGGGUUUUCUGUUUCCUGGGAAAUGUUCGCCAUCCUCCGUUUCUUUCUUGGAUUCGGUAUAGGCUGCUAUUUGACAGUGUUUUACAAUUUCCUGAUUGAAUUUACUCCCGCCAAGUUUCGUCCGAUGGUUGUAGCAAUCCCGUCGUGGGCUCUCUGCGCAUGCGUAUUUGGAUUUGUUUCAAUGUGGCUUCAUGACUGGAAGUACCUCCAUUUCGCUACAGCUAUUCUUACAGCACCAUGGCUGCUUACCUGGUGGGUAAUUCCAGAGAGUUUCCGAUAUCUCGUAUCCCAUAACCGUAUAGACGAGGCCGAGGACUGUAUUCGGCGAAUGGCGCGUUUUAAUGGCCGCCCUGUUCCUGAUCUAAAGCGGCUGCGCUUUCUGGCAGAGGAAGACAUGAAUGCUGAUGAAAAGAAAUACACGAUAAAAGAUUUGGUGAUGGACCGCACCUUAUUAAAACAUUCACUUCUAUUGGGCGUUGGAUGGUUCUCGUGUGGGUAUGGUUACUACGCCAUAUCGUUUGGAGUACAAAGUCUGUCCGGCAAUUUAUACCUGAAUAUGUUCCUGCUCAGUGCAGUAGAAGUUCCGGCUCAGAUGUCAAAUUACUUUUUAACAAACAAGUUUGGUCGCAAAAGAACGACAUCGGGGUUAUUACUACUAGGAGGACUGUCCGGUUUGGUUGUGGCAGCUGCAGAGAUUAGUGACCUGGAUAUAAAAGACCAACUGAUCAAUGGAUUUGCGUUGGCGGCUAAGCUAUGUGUUGCAUCAGGUUGGGCCUCCCUUAUGUUACUGACUACAGAAACCUACCCCACUGUUGUAAGGAACAUCGGAUUUGGACUUCAUAAUUCUAUUUCACGUGUGGGAGCAAUGAUUGCACCAAAGAUUGUUUAUCUGAACACGUACACACCAGGACUGAUGUACUUCCUAUUUGGAGGUGUAAUGAUCACUUCCGCAUUGUGCAUCUUGCUAGUUCUGGAAACAAAAGGAAAGCAUAUGCAGGACCUUAUAAAAAAAGAUACGGAAAAAGGAAAUACAGCUCCAAAUAAUGAACUACCGUCCAUUGACAAAAUGGUUUCCGACAAUAUGAAAGACCAAAACAAAUGCGAAUUAUGAUGUAAAAUUUAAGUUCCUUGUUGCAGUUUCCAAGAAUUACCGUCUCGGGUUCACGUUUAGUCGUUUUAGGUUAUAAUUUAAAAACAAAUCUUUACCAACACUUUUACACACCGUCUGUUUGGCGUGUAGAGUAUUACACCAGUGUGUUGGUAAUCGUGGGUCCGACUUCAGAUCAGGACUACAGUAAAAGUGAAAAGUGGAAAUUUUACGCGGCGUGGAAAUGUUCCCUUUAUACGCAUUGAGUGAAAAAAUCCACACGCGAAUAUUUACUUUUAGAUUAUAGAUACAUUGAAUUUAUAUAUUCAGAACUGUUUCCAACGCGAAAUUGUUUAGAACGCGAUCAGUUUAAAGGGUCCAAUGAGAAUACUUCCACAAGCGAGCGUAAUUAUUUAGUUUGGGCAAACUUUUGUAAAUGUAUGCGUUGCAUGUUCAA
This is a messenger RNA of Mizuhopecten yessoensis (Yesso scallop), 2122 nucleotides long. Its product is annotated as organic cation transporter protein-like. Gene Ontology annotation, cellular component: membrane. Gene Ontology annotation, molecular function: transmembrane transporter activity. The coding region runs from base 73 to 1689 and encodes 538 amino acids. NCBI's taxonomy places the organism in Eukaryota, Metazoa, Mollusca, Bivalvia, Pectinida, Pectinidae. Gene Ontology annotation, biological process: transmembrane transport. The transcript has 9 exons. The record is from RefSeq and is a predicted model, not a curated record.